AGCCUGUUUUGAAAUUUCCGUUUUCUAGAGCGUUUGGUCAAAAAAGAAAAGAAAAUCCUCGAUUUUGAAGGGAAAUAGAAAAAUAGAAAAAAAAAAGAAAAAGAAAAAAGAACAGACCUCUCUACUUCUCUCCCCUCCUCAAGAUCUCUUUCUCUCUCUUCUCUUCAAACAUCCCUCUCAGAUCGAGCUUUACAAACCCAUUCUCAAGCGGUACCAAAAUCUAUUACACCUUCUUGCUUCUUCAGGUGUAAGGAUCUUGUUGCAAAAGAUGGCUAUGGUGGAUGAGCCUUUAUACCCAAUUGCGAUCUUAAUUGAUGAGCUGAAGAAUGAGGAUAUUCAGCUCCGAUUGAACUCGAUCCGGCGACUCUCGACGAUCGCUCGGGCGCUCGGAGAGGAGAGGACGAGGAAGGAAUUGAUCCCUUUUCUCAGCGAGAACAAUGACGACGACGACGAAGUGCUUCUCGCAAUGGCCGAAGAAUUGGGGGUUUUUAUCACCUAUGUUGGAGGUGUAGAGCACGCCAAUGUUCUGCUCCCUCCUCUGGAGACUCUCUGCAGUGUGGAGGAAACUUGUGUGAGGGACAAAGCUGUGGAGUCCUUGUGUAGGAUUGGUUCCCAGAUGAGGGAAAAGGACUUGGUUGAAUACUUUAUUCCUAUGGUCAAGAGACUGGCUGCUGGGGAGUGGUUUACAGCUCGAGUUUCCUCAUGUGGUUUGUUUCAUAUUGCCUACCCAAGUGCCUCAGAGACUCUAAAAACUGAACUGAGGACAGUAUACAGUCAGCUCUGCCAAGAUGAUAUGCCAAUGGUUAGAAGAUCAGCUGCAACUAAUCUAGGAAAAUUUGCUGCGACUGUUGAAGCUGCCUUUUUGAAAAUUGACAUCAUGUCCAUAUUUGAGGACUUGACACAAGAUGGUAUAGAUUCUGUUCGGUUAUUAGCUGUUGAGGGUUGUGCAGCUCUUGGGAAGUUGUUGGAACCCCAAGAUUGCGUAGCUCAUAUUCUCCCUGUCAUAGUUAAUUUUUCACAGGAUAAAUCUUGGCGUGUUCGCUAUAUGGUUGCUAAUCAGUUAUAUGAAUUAUGUGAAGCUGUUGGUCCAGAACCUACCAGGUCGGAUCUGGUGCCUGCCUAUGUUCGGCUACUUCGUGAUAAUGAGGCUGAAGUACGAAUAGCGGCUGCUGGGAAGGUGACGAAGUUUUGUCGGAUUUUGAGUCCAGAACUUGCAAUUCAGCACAUCCUACCAUGUGUGAAGGAGUUGUCAACAGAUUCAUCACAACAUGUUCGUUCUGCGUUGGCUUCAGUUAUAAUGGGUAUGGCACCAGUUUUAGGAAAGGAUGCAACCAUCGAGCAACUGCUUCCUAUUUUUCUCUCUUUGCUGAAGGAUGAGUUCCCUGAUGUCCGCUUGAAUAUUAUCAGCAAGCUUGACCAAGUCAACCAGGUGAUUGGAAUUGAUCUACUGUCUCAGUCUCUUUUGCCUGCGAUUGUUGAACUUGCGGAGGACAGACACUGGAGGGUUCGGCUUGCGAUCAUAGAAUAUAUACCCUUGUUGGCGAGUCAGUUGGGUGUAGGGUUUUUUGAUGAUAAGCUUGGUGCUCUUUGCAUGCAGUGGUUAAAAGACAAGGUUUACUCAAUACGUGAUGCUGCUGCUAAUAACGUAAAGCGUCUUGCGGAAGAAUUUGGACCAGAUUGGGCAAUGCAGCACAUAAUCCCACAGGUGUUGGAAAUGAUAAACAACCCACACUACCUAUAUCGGAUGACCAUUUUGCACGCAGUUUCUCUCCUUGCCCCGGUAAUUGGAUCAGAGAUUACUUGUUCAAAACUUUUGCCCGUGGUUGUUACCGCAUCUAAAGAUAGGGUACCCAACAUCAAGUUUAAUGUGGCUAAGGUGUUGCAGUCGCUUAUUCCAAUUGUUGAUCAAUCUGUUGUGGAGAAGACGAUCCGACCCUGCUUGGUCGAGCUUAGUGAGGAUCCAGAUGUUGAUGUAAGAUUUUUCGCCAACCAGGCACUACAAUCGAGUGAUCAGGUGAUGAUGUCUAGCUAGAUGGAUUUUAUCAUUCCUUUUUUUCUUUCUACCUUUUUUCCUCUUUAGAAUGUAUUUUCUCUUGUGUCCUACCAGUUGGGAAGUUCAGCUACAAGUUCUGGUGUAUGUAAUGUCAUGCUAUGCAGAUUUUAAUUUUUGGUCAGUCAAAACUAUUGUUACCAUUUUGAUACGUUCGUGUGCAUUUCUUCGUGCCACUUUCUUUUCUAUUUUUGUAUUAUGUUCUUUUUCUUAUUUUUGCACUUAUCAUUUUAAUUUUCUAAGAAUCUCCUGAGAAGAUUGUGAAUGA
Messenger RNA from Morus notabilis, 2318 nucleotides. RefSeq names its product serine/threonine-protein phosphatase 2A 65 kDa regulatory subunit A beta isoform. The record is from RefSeq and is a predicted model, not a curated record. Gene Ontology annotation, molecular function: protein phosphatase regulator activity; protein binding. Gene Ontology annotation, cellular component: protein phosphatase type 2A complex; cytoplasm. NCBI's taxonomy places the organism in Eukaryota, Viridiplantae, Streptophyta, Magnoliopsida, Rosales, Moraceae. Gene Ontology annotation, biological process: protein dephosphorylation. The transcript has 13 exons. The coding region runs from base 269 to 2032 and encodes 587 amino acids.